GGAUUCAGCAAGUCUUACUCUUACAGCUGUGGUUGUGGUGAUGAUUAUGAUUUCCCACAAUACUGUUGGCCAAAACCAGCUACAUGUACAACCGUCGCUUCAUCAACACUGAAGACUUCUUCUACAGUUACUUCAUCAUCUACCAGUUCAUCUUCCACUGCCAAGACUACUUCAUCCACAACUUCAUCAUCAUCUAGCUCUAGCUCUAGCUCUAGCUCCAGCUCCAGUUCCAGUUCCAGCUCCAGCUCAUCUGCUGUCAGCUCCUCAGCUAAAUCUGGUAAUGUCUACGCUGUAUUACUUACUAUCCGUGGAGAUGAAGAAGCUGCUACCCCAGUUAUUACUGCUGCAUCUGUAUCUUAUAAUACCCUGGCACCAAGUGUCGUUACAGUAGCAGAAGGCUCAGCUAGUACCUUGAAGUACUGCUUUGGUGCCAUCAUAACUGCCCUCAUGGUUUGUAUCAUGUGA
Molecule: messenger RNA, 465 nt
Organism: Dujonia railenensis
Lineage: Eukaryota; Fungi; Ascomycota; Pichiomycetes; Serinales; Debaryomycetaceae
Source: the annotation of a GenBank genome assembly